Messenger RNA from Ectocarpus siliculosus, 2417 nucleotides. Lineage: Eukaryota; Phaeophyceae; Ectocarpales; Ectocarpaceae. The record is from the annotation of a GenBank genome assembly.
GACCUGCUUCAUAUGUGCAGUGAACGUACGCCUCCCAUCGCUCCGACAUGAAACCAUUGCUCGUCGUUUUGGCCUAUGUUGAGUCUUUACCUCUGGCGCAAACGUUCUCUGCGACGUCGGGCAUCAAGAUAGCAUCAGCAGGAGUUACACCUCCUCCAACAACUUCAUCAUUCAGCAGUAGUUACAGCAGUAGAUCGUGGGGGACCGCAGCAACAACUGCCGUACAACAACCCGCCGCUGCUGCACCGCGGUUGACACCGGUGCGUCCGCGCACAGCGCUUGGUGCGGCCAAGCUCGCAGUGGAUGUGGGAGACGUGAGGCGCGGCUUGUCGUCUGCGCGAGAACGUCUGGGGAAGAACCGGCAGCUCUUUGACGAGGCUAAGCUUGAGGGGGAGCUGGAGUACCUUGAGGGGGUGAGCUCGGAGGCCGAGUUUUGGAACGAUGCUAACUCGGCACGGAAGACACUUGGGGACUUGAACAGGUUGAAGUUGCAGUUGGACCGAUUGCAUCGGUGGCGGGGAUGGGAGGCAGACGCGGAGACGGUUAUCGAGCUCUGCGGGGAGGAAGAGGGGGGCGACGAAGAAACCGUCGCGAUGCUGGAUGAGGCAAUGGAGGCGUUACAGCUCCUCCAGCGGGACUUGGACGCGUGGGAACUGCAGCAGUUGCUGUCGGGCAAGUACGACAACUGCGGCUGCAGGCUGACUAUCAUGGCCGGCGCGGGGGGAACGGAGGCCCAAGACUGGGCGGAGAUGCUGCAGCGAAUGUACAUCCGGUUCUUCCAGAGGAGGGGCUUCAAGUACAAGAUGGUCGAGGAAGAGUCGGGGGAAGUAGCGGGCAUCAAGAGCUGCGAGAUGCAGGUGGAGGGAGACUUCGCUUACGGUUACCUGGCCGGCGAGAAGGGGACCCACAGACUGGUCCGGCAGUCCCCUUUCAACGCGCAGGCGAAGCGACAGACCAGCUUCGCGGGAGUGGAGUCGUUUCCGAUCAUCGAGCAAGACGACUUAUCUGAUCUCGUCGUUCCGGAGGGAGAGCUGGAGGUUAGCACCAUGCGAUCAGGGGGGUCGGGGGGGCAGAACGUGAACAAGGUGGAGACCGGGGUGAGGAUGAAGCACAUCCCCACGGGGAUCGCGGUCAGGUGCACGCAGGAGAGGUCGCAGAUGCUCAACAAGGAGCUGGCGCUCAACAUGCUCAAGGAGAAGCUGGUGGUUGUGAUGCAAGAGCAGCAGACCAGGGAUCUCGCCGAGAUCAGAGGGGACAUGGUGGAGGCGAGCUGGGGGCAACAGAUCCGCAACUACGUCUUCCACCCCUACAAGCUUGUCAAGGACACGCGCACGGGAGCGGAGACCGUGCAAGUGCAGGACGUCAUGGACGGGGAUCUAGAUGCCCUGAUCGAGGCGUACCUUCGGCAUGCCAGGGGGCUCGUGGGCGCCGAGGAAGUCGGCCGAGAAAAGGGCCACGUGCCGCCCCCGAGACUCAAGGAUAACGGGGUGCAGCGACAAGGCGAGCGGGAUGCCUUUGGAGCAAGAACUGAGCGAUUUUCAAAACUCACGAACGAUGUACCUCCGCCUGGAGCGUACUACCGGCGGUCAACCCUUGAAAGGGACGGGAAGGUCUGUGGCUCGGUCUCCGCCAAGGGUUACGGGACUGGUUUCGUUUCCAAUGCACCGCGCUUCAAAGACUUGAACACGCUUCAGCAGGCCUACCUUCCCGGCCCUGGAUCGUACACGGCGGAGGAUGUGCAGGAAGGAACCAAACUGACGUCGUUUUCGAGCUUGAAAAGGGAUCUUGGGAUCGUCCCUGGCCCAGGCGAGUACAACAUUGACCGCGGCAACAGAAACAACACCACCAACAAAAAUCGAGCUGGCGCACCGAAUCCAACGUCCUCGUUCCUCUGCGCAAGAACGCCCCUAAACGUCGGCACCCACCUGGAGACACCGGCGCCGGGCACCUACGAGCUGCUCCCCACGCAGCAAUCACAUGUCGACAAGAGCGGGAACGCCCUCAAAGACCCGUUCUUCAGGUCACAGACCAGAAGAAACGCCUCUUUUAUUGCCGCAAGCGAUGUCCCCGGGCCCGGGGAGUACGACGUAGAUAGAGGCGUGGCCAACUCGACCGAGGCGCUUGGGUCGGGAGGGGGCAGGGGUAGCGGGGCAGGUGGACGGCCUAGUCAACAGCUUCGCGGGGGCGGCGGCGGACGCGUUAAGGAGGAGGAAGAGGUGACCCCGGGACCUGGCUGGUACACGCCGCACCAAACAAAGCCGCCGGAGAGGUUUUUGUCUUCUUCCAGCAUGUUUCGCUCGGCGACGAAACGGUUUGCGGGGACUGGGCCGCCGGGGGCGCCGGGACCGGCGUUUUACCAGCCGGAGCCUUUGGGGAAAAAAUCGUUCCGUUGGAAUGCGACCAAGCAAUGGGUUUGA